AUGGAUGGCAGAAGUCCAGACUGGCUAACGCAGAAAAGCUUCUCCCAGGAGGAAUGUGAUGUCCUUGUUUGGGAGGUGCAGAGUCGCCAGUUUGCAUAUCGAGCCAACCGAUCCACGGAAGACGCAAUCUGUACCACACUCCACCUCACUUUGUCACACCUGGAAGGGAAGAAUACCUAUGCCAGGAUCCUCUUCAUCGAUUUCAGCUCAGCAUUUGACACGAUCAUAUUGCAACAACUGGUGGAGAAGCUGAGGUUGCUGGACAUGGACACUGGUACCUGUAACUGGGUUCUGGACUUCUUGAUGCAGAGGCAGCAGACAGUCAGGGGAAAUGAUGUUGAUGAACAGCCAAGGAGUGUUGAUACUGAGGAGCCUCACACGGAUAGCCUGGAGGAGGAUGUGGACAAAGGUCUGGAUCUGGCAUACUCCAUCAAUGACAGGCCGCCCUGGUACCUCUGCAUCCUACUGGGAUUUCAGCACUACAUCCUUGCGUUUGGUGGUAUCAUUGCAGUCCCCCUGAUUCUGGCUGAGCCCCUCUGUAUUGGGGACAAUAAUGCUGCAAAGAGCCAGCUCAUCUCCACCAUAUUUUUUGUGUCGGGGUUAUGCACCCUCCUGCAGACUGCUGUUGGUACCAGGUUACCAAUUCUCCAGGGGGGGACCUUCAGCUUCAUCACGCCGACCCUGGCCAUCCUUGCUCUUCCAAAGUGGCAGUGCCCAGCACAAGUGACACCUGUCAUGGUGUCUGUGCAACUCCAGAAUGACACUGGUGUCUUGCCAAAGGAAAACCCCGAUGAGGUGUGGAUGUCCCGAAUGCGUGAGAUCCAGGGAGCCAUUCUGGUAUCAUCCCUGCUCCAAAUUGUUCUGGGCUUCACUGGGCUUGUGGGCCUGGUGCUCAAAUUCAUUGGCCCGCUGGCCAUCGCUCCCACUAUCAAUCUCAUUGGCCUUUCGCUGUUCAUUGAGGCUGGGAAGAAAUCUGGAGCCCACUGGGGAAUAGCAGCAUUAACUGUGUGCCUGAUCCUCCUGUUCUCUCAAUAUCUCAGCAAAGUCAACGUUCCUAUGAUUGCUUACAAGGACAAAAAGUGGAGGGUUUUCCAGUAUCCCCUCUUCAAACUAUUCUCAGCCUUAUUUGGGAUGUGCGGUAGCUGGCUGUUUUGCUUCCUGUUAACCAUCUUUGAUGUCCUACCCUUAACACCCAAUGAAUAUGGUUUCUCAGCCAGAACUGACACCAACCUGGAUGCUGUAACCAGUGCUCCCUGGUUCCAUUUGCCAUACCCAGGUCAGUGGGGAGUGCCCACAGUGAGUGUGUCAUCAGUGCUGGGCAUGAUGGCGGGGGUGCUAGCUUCUACCAUGGAGUCAAUUGGGGACUACUACGCCUGCGCCCGCCUCUCCGGCGCCCCACCCCCACCUUUCCACGCCAUCAACCGUGGUAUUGCUGUGGAAGGCAUCGGCUGCAUCCUGGCUGCACUAUGGGGCACUGGAAAUGGCACCACCUCCUACAGCCAGAAUAUCGCCGCACUGGGCAUUACUAAGGUUGGCAGCAGAUUAGUACUUCAGACAACUGGUUUUCUAAUGAUCAUCCUGGGGGUCUUUGGAAAGUUUGGAGCAGUUUUCAUCACCAUCCCUGACCCAGUUAUUGGAGGCAUGUUCCUUGUCAUGUUUGGAAUGAUUGCGGCAGUGGGGAUAUCAAACCUUCAGUAUGUGGAUCUUAAUUCAUCCAGGAACCUGCUAAUUCUGGGCUUCUCCACAUUCAGCGGCCUUGUCCUGCCCACCUGGUUUCACUCCAACCCUGGUGUCAUUGACACAGGAAUAAAAGAGCUGGACCAAGUUAUUGUUGUUCUCUUCACCACACACAUGUUUAUUGGAGGAUUUUUUGGAUUUGUUUUGGACAACACCAUUCCAGGCACUGAAACAGAGAGAGGCAUUAAGAGCUGGCAGAAAAUGGUCCAAGAGGAAGGCAAGAGUCUCUUGGAUGACCAAUCAUGUUAUGACAUACCUUUCUGCAACAGCAUUUUUCAACGAUUCCAAUGUUUCCAGUACUUGCCGUUCCUACCAUCCUACAAGGCCUCUCAAAAUAAAACACAAAAGUAA
Messenger RNA from Lampris incognitus (smalleye Pacific opah), 2088 nucleotides. Its product is annotated as solute carrier family 23 member 1. Bases 1 to 2088 code for a protein of 695 amino acids. Gene Ontology annotation, cellular component: membrane. Gene Ontology annotation, molecular function: transmembrane transporter activity. The record is from RefSeq and is a predicted model, not a curated record. Gene Ontology annotation, biological process: transmembrane transport. The transcript is spliced from 13 exons. NCBI's taxonomy places the organism in Eukaryota, Metazoa, Chordata, Actinopteri, Lampriformes, Lampridae.